GUGGAGAGGUGUGAGCUGUCAUCCUGCGGUGCGCCCUUGUAGCCGCUCACCAAAAACUAGAGUCAGCAUCUCUCAACCAAUCCCUUUACCGUAGCGCACACAGCUGGAGAGAGACCUCGCGUCUAGAACACCUCUAUCACAACAACUCAGCGAUUAAAGUUUGGAGCUGGGACAUCAUGCCAGGACUAUGACAUUAAAACAGACUAUGCUGAAGAUGUGUGCUGACCGCUCGCUGAACUGCAUUAUUUGGCUAACUAAUGCUACUGGACCUGUUCCCAUAAGCCUAACCAUGCAUCUGACACGGGCCUAAUAAUCCGCUGUGGGAAUCAAGACCACUCUGGCAGCGGUGAACAAUGCAUUUGCCACAAAGACGGAGACUCAAUCGGAGUCGCAUCCUCUUCUUCCUCUCUGGUGUGUUACUGUGCUGCGUCUACACCGUGACGUUCAAGGCCCGGCUGCAGGAGCCACGGGUGGCCCGCCAGGCCGCUGCAGAGGAGGACCCUGGGACAGCACUCCCAGAGGAAGGGGGCGGUGGUGAUAGUAGUAGUGUUCUGGAGGUAGACACACGAGAGGUGGUGACCUCUAACCUCUCUAGCCUAACAGAGAGCUAUAACGAUGACGUCAUCACCAGGGCUCCGACUGUGCUGGAGGGGGAUGACGUCAUCGUGAUCACUGUCAACAGGACGGACAUUAAGCACUGUAUCUACGUAGAGGACCCUGAACCUGAGCCUCCGACUGAACCUCCUCCUAACACCACCACCUCCCCGGGUAUCCCUGGAGAGGUCCCCCACAGGAAGGGAGAGUACCCAGAGGACCUGUUCACAGUGGACCAGAGGAGGCAGGGCUGGGUGACCCUCCACAUCCUGGGCAUGGUCUACAUGUUCGUCUCCCUCGCCAUCGUCUGUGACGAGUUCUUCGUCCCGGCGCUCGGCGUCAUCACCGUGAAGCUCGACAUCUCCGACGACGUCGCCGGGGCAACCUUCAUGGCUGCAGGAGGCUCCGCCCCCGAACUGUUCACCUCUCUGAUUGGCGUGUUCAUCUCCCAUAGCAACGUGGGCAUCGGGACCAUCGUGGGGUCAGCGGUGUUUAACAUCCUGUUUGUCAUCGGGAUGUGUGCCAUCUUCUCCAGGGAGAUGCUCCACCUCACCUGGUGGCCCCUGUUCAGAGACGUCUCCUUCUACAUCAUAGAUCUGAUCAUGCUGAUCGUGUUCUUCUUGGACAACACCAUCAUGUGGUGGGAGAGCGUAAUGCUGGUGUCGGGUUACGUGGCCUACGUCUGCUUCAUGAAGUUCAACGUGCAGAUCGAACACUUCGUCAAGACGCAGAUCAACAAACACAAGAGCAUCGUCAAGAUCAUCAUGCCAGAGGAGGAGAAGGAGAAGGAGAAGGAACCCAAGAAGGUGAAGCCCACUCUCCAGAGAGGAGGCAGUAAUGCGUCUCUCCACAACAGCACCAACAGAAACACCAUCUUCCAGCUGAUGAUCCACACACUGGACCCACUGGGAGAAGCUGGACAUGAGAAGACUGAGCAGGCCGAACCCUCGACCUCCCAGACCACACCUAAAGAAGAGGAGAAACCAGGCCCGUCAGAGACUCAGACGGACGAGGGGCCAGCGGGCGCAGGGGGGUCCGACGGCUCAGACAGCGGCGAGGAGGACGAGAGUGAAGAAGAGAGUGAGGAUGAGGAAGACGAGGAUGACGAAGACGAAGAGGACGAUGAGGAAAAUAAAGAGGAAGAAGAGGAAGAGGGUGAAGAGAACGAGGAACCCCUGUCGUUAGAAUGGCCAGACACCAGACGUAAACAGGCCACAUAUCUUUUCCUCCUACCGAUAGUGUUCCCUCUGUGGCUCACUGUGCCCGACGCUUCCAGAAAAUACUUCGCCAUGACGUUUAUUGGUUCCAUCACGUGGAUCGCUGUGUUCUCCUAUCUAAUGGUCUGGUGGGCACAUCAGGUGGGUGAGACCAUAGGCAUCUCAGAGGAGAUCAUGGGCCUGACCAUCCUGGCAGCGGGCACCUCCAUCCCUGACCUCAUCACCAGUGUCAUCGUGGCCCGGAAAGGACUGGGAGACAUGGCUGUGUCCAGCUCAGUGGGAUCCAACAUCUUCGAUAUCACUAUGGGUCUGCCUGUUCCAUGGUUGAUCUUCUCGGCGAUGCAAGGCGGCGUACCGGUGGCGGUGAACUCCAACGGUCUGUUCUGUGCCAUCGUGCUCCUCUUCGUCAUGCUCCUCUUCGUCAUCGUCAGCAUCGCGGCGUGUCGGUGGAAGAUGAGCCGCGUUCUGGGCCUCACCAUGUUCAUGCUUUACUUCGUGUUCCUGGUGCUCAGCGUGAUGCUGGAAGACCGUAUUAUUAUCUGCCCUGUCUCCAUCUGAGGUCAGACACACCCACAUGGAACCCAGUCCACCCACUGGGGAGCCAGGCCCACCCACAUGGAACCCAGUCCACCCAC
Oncorhynchus gorbuscha (pink salmon) is the source of this 2446-nucleotide messenger RNA. RefSeq names its product sodium/potassium/calcium exchanger 1-like. The record is from RefSeq and is a predicted model, not a curated record. NCBI's taxonomy places the organism in Eukaryota, Metazoa, Chordata, Actinopteri, Salmoniformes, Salmonidae. Bases 354 to 2369 code for a protein of 671 amino acids. Gene Ontology annotation, cellular component: membrane. Gene Ontology annotation, molecular function: calcium, potassium:sodium antiporter activity; calcium channel activity. Gene Ontology annotation, biological process: long-term synaptic potentiation; long-term synaptic depression; intracellular calcium ion homeostasis. The transcript has 10 exons.